AUGCGGGAUGUCGUGUGGCUUGAUUACUGUCGGCGUAACUUGCCGGCGGCUAUCUUCUCUCGGGUGUGCGUCAUUGAAGGCCGUGCACAUUGUUUUCCACUUCAUUUCCAUUGCCGCAACCCUUUUCUUCUCCCUGUCCCACCACCCCCGAUCUCGACUGCAUCACCACCAAGCUUUGCAGUCAUGUGCUUCGAGAGCUGUGUGACCACCGACUCGGUCACGGGGUCCAAGCACAUUCCUGCAUCCGCUCGCGUCGAUCCGAGCUCGCUCCCCUUUCACACCCUCGCAGACGCAGCUUCGGAUGCCAAGGUGACGGUGACGCUCUUCCAUCUCGGCACCAUCAAGAGCUACCGUCAGGCAUGGGCAGAUGACACCUGGGACACGAAUGUCAAGCGACGACUCGAGAAGGCAAAGCAACCGGUGGAACUUCCGAUCCUGAGCGCACUCAUCGAGCACGAGCCUACGGGCGAAAAGUGGCUCUGGGAUCUGGGAAUGUGCAACGACUUCUCUGUGCUGCCAAAAGUCUUUUCGAGCGGCACUGUCAAGUUCCUCGCUCCGGAACUGCACGACCAUGGUCAACUGAAGAACGUCCUCUUGAAGAAGUUCAACGUCGACUCGAUCCAGGCCAUAGGUCUCUCCGGUAUCAUCAUCAGCCACGCCCACAUGGAUCACUACGGCAACCUGUUGGACUUCCCCACUUCGCUUCCGGUGUUCGUCGGUCCCGGUACGAUGGACUGGGUCGGAGGAGGUGAAGAUGCUGCACUGAAAGGUGACAAGGGUCUCAUGAGUUUCCCAACCAGCUUCCUCAAGGAUCGCACUUUCGUCGAGAUGGAUCAAAUCGCAACCAGUAGCGUCGGUGACAAGUUCAAGAGUCGAAUCAAGGACGCAAAAGUAGGACCAUUCGACAAAGCUUGGGAUUUCUUUGGUGAUGGGAGCGUGUACGUCGCUUCUGCUGAAGGUCAUUGUCACGGUCACAUGGUCCUCAUCGCCAAAACCACAUCCGAGCCCAAACCGUCCUACGUGCUGCUCUCCGGCGACGCAGCUCACCAACAAGCGCUCUACCACCCACUCCCCCCGCCUCUCCAACUCGACGCCGAGUCCCUCAGCUCCUCAGCCGUCAAGUACGACGGCUCGUAUUCCAGCGACACGGACAAACGCGCUACACCGGGCUACUUCGAUCGAACCAGCGCACAUGCCGUCACCGAUCGCGCCAUCCCGAACGACAACGUGUCUUGCAUGCAAGACUUCCCGGAUAAGUCGAUGAGAACCCUCAGCGCGCUGACUCGCCUGGAAGCGUGCUCGGAUGUCAUGGUCGUGCUCGCGCACGAGAUCGAAUUCGUCAAAGCUACAGGAAUGCAAGAGGGCGACGAGCUGAUCGUCAACGACUGGCAGAAGAAAGAGCGUAUCGAGCAAGCGUCCAUCAACACUGCCGACGUCAAGGCAGGCUACGAGCACCUAGCUGCACGAUACGCAUCGUGGGUGGAGCGUAAGAAAGAAGGACGUGGCAAGGCUGACGGCGUGUAUGGACAACUAAAGCUGGCCGUUCCAGCCGCUCCAGCCGCUCGACCUCGACCUGUCCGUCACCGCGGUACGGUUUUACCCAUGCACGCUGUCGGUGGGUAUCCCAAGAUGCUCGGUCAGACGUACAAUGUGGUCGUCGGAAUGGGAACGCCCGCCCAGCUCUUCAACUUGACUGCCGACACCGGCUCGAUGCUCGCCUGGGCGGUCGACUCGUCGUGUUCCGAGAAAGAUUGCCCUGGAGUGGCGACGAAGAAGUCCUACAACCCUGCCAAAUCGACGACCAGCAAGAAGUUGCGAAGCGACCACGAAGCAUAUGGCGAUGGAGAGAUGGAUCUCAUGCUGUACACAGACGUGGUCAGCCUGGGCGAAUUGACCAUCAGAACGGCUACGAUCGGAGGCGCCAACAAGACUUUUGAAAAGGAUGGGCAGCUCGAGCAUGAUGGACUGCUGGGUCUAGGUCGCCAGGUGGAUGCAGCACCAGAGCCGAUUCUAGAAAGCUUGGGAAAGGCAGACCGCAGAUUCGAUCAGACGAUCGCGCUCGACCUGGGCGAGAAUGCCACGCUGGAGGUCGGCGGAUUCGACUACAUCAAGUAUCCCAAGCUGCAGCAGAUCAACGUCCAAGCGGACGACGGUUGGCUUCUGUCCGGCAGUAGCGUCACCGCUCCUAGCGCCCCCGCCACAGACCCCAUAGACCUGCUUGUCGACACGGGCUCUUCCGUCUCGAUGCUACCUGCAGCCCAAGUCGACACCAUCAUGAGUCGACCCGGUCUGCAGUUCAACAAAACCGCCGCCGAACCCAUCGUCUACUCGAUGCCGUGCAGCACCAAGCUCGGCGUGCAGAUGAUCCUGCCAGACGGCACAAAGGUCGGCGUCAAGGAUUCGGAUAUACUGAUGCAGAGCAACGAUGUCACGAUGCCGGGGUGUUUAAGUUUGCUGGUGGGGACUACGAAUCCUUUCCUGCCGUCGGUGGCGGGAACACCGAUGCUCAAGAGCGUUUACACGGUGUUGAGUAGGGGUAAGGGGGGAGAUUGGAUCGGGGUCGCGCCUUUGCUGCCACCGACUAGCGGGGGUAAGGUGGGAGGGCGCAGCGGAAAGGUCGGCUGA
Pseudozyma hubeiensis SY62 is the source of this 2625-nucleotide messenger RNA. RefSeq lists its product as hypothetical. Bases 1 to 2625 code for a protein of 874 amino acids. The transcript has 5 exons. Gene Ontology annotation, biological process: proteolysis. The record is from RefSeq and is a predicted model, not a curated record. Gene Ontology annotation, molecular function: aspartic-type endopeptidase activity. NCBI's taxonomy places the organism in Eukaryota, Fungi, Basidiomycota, Ustilaginomycetes, Ustilaginales, Ustilaginaceae.